Anopheles stephensi (Asian malaria mosquito) is the source of this 2211-nucleotide messenger RNA. It is a transcript of the gene IntS10, whose product is annotated as integrator complex subunit 10. The transcript is spliced from 5 exons. Gene Ontology annotation, cellular component: integrator complex. Gene Ontology annotation, biological process: snRNA processing. Bases 281 to 2173 code for a protein of 630 amino acids. Lineage: Eukaryota; Metazoa; Arthropoda; Insecta; Diptera; Culicidae. The record is from RefSeq and is a predicted model, not a curated record.
CCCACACUGACAGCUACGUUCCGACACCGCGUUUGUUAUUGUUUUCGGUGGAUUGUUUACCAAACGCACGGCACAAUUUCUUGCUCGCGCUAAUUUUAUCACUUUUAUCGUCUUUUUUGUGACUUUCCACUGCUUUUCUAACUAAGUUCGCGCUUCACUCUUCCCAGGCGGCUUGAAGGCAAGAAGCGAGAAAUUGCUUAUCAACCGGUGAACCGUUUUGAGGCACGUUUCGCGUCCCGGACACUGCCUGAUUGUGGAGGCUUUUUUUUUUGUUUUUCCUAUGAAAAUGGACGUGAUAUCGAACGAAAAGUAUCUUAUUGCGCGUGCAAAAGAAUCCACCGAUCCGUACAAAGCGAAGGCGUGGAUAAUAGCGGCCAAAACGCUGUUUCCGAAUGACUUUGGUGUGCAGUUUGAGGCGUACGAAAUCGAAAAGAAUGCCAACAACUUUGAGGAAGCGGCCAAAUGUCUAAGCUACAUUGUGAUGACGUUCCAUGGGGCUCACCAAACGCCGACCAAUUUGUUGAACGAGAUAUCGCUCAUGACGAAUGCGUUGCGCAUCCCGGAAGGAUGUACCACACCGGAGCAGGAGUUUUACGUGAAGAUGUUCCAAUACAUUUCGUACGAGGUGCAGCAUCAGAUACUGCUACUAACGGCGGCCCAUUCCAACAACAAUCUUGACCAUUGCCGGUUGAUAAUGCUGCUGCUGAAGCGCUUCCCGCAAGCAAUUUCUACUCACGCGCCCCGCUUGCUGGAAACGUUGAUACAGAAUGUGACCAUGCCCAGCUUCAAGGAGAUGCUGUUCAACGAAGCGAUACCGCUGGUGUACAACCGCGCACCGGACCUGGCGCCCAAGCUCGUACAUCGGUUGAUGGCGGUCUGUUUCGAGUACUACUUGAAUCAAAUGCUAAACGACACCGAGGACCGUGCCCGGACGUCCACCGAUUGUUGGAAGAAAAUUUUCGAAAUAUUGGACUUUUGCGGCAAAAUUCUCAAGUGGGAACCGUUCGUGCUGUACAAGAAAAGUUGGAGCAAGGACGUGUAUUGCCAGAAAAUCAUUCACAUCUACAAUCUCGAUCCGUUCCGGUCGACGGAAAGCAAACAGAUACUGUUUUGCGCCACUAUCGUGUUCGUGCUGGCACUGCAGGAUUACAUCGGGUACUCGAAACUCCGCUCGAAGGAUGGUACAGCCGAAACGGAGGUCAUACUGGUUGAGGCCCUGAAAGAUGUGACACCGGAGGUGAAGCGGCGUGCGCACGAAGGUGUCCUCGAGAUUCCACACAUUCUGGUGAAUGCCCCGGUCAGCCCGGACGCACCCAAUUGUUUGCUUGCCUGCCAAAGCUGCUGGCAGCUGCUCCAUUCGAACGAUGUAAUGAAAGCGGACUUUGCGCAACUGAUACUCUGCAUACCGCAGCUGUCGGGUUGGGUGCAAAAGUUCCUGAUCGAUCUGUACGUGUGCGCGGGUCAGCAUGAAGAAACGGCCACUCUGCUGCAAGCGUCCACCGGCACCACGAUGACGCAGCUUGAAAAAUCGGUACGCCAGUUUGCGCUCACGCUCGUGCAAGGUCCACCGACGGUCCAUCUGUUCGAGCAGAUGGGCACAAUUCUGAAGCAUCUGCCGCAUGCACCAUCCCGUGGUUACUAUCUGGAGAACGUUUCGCUCGGCCAGACGGCACGCGUUCUUAUGCUGAUGCCGUUGACCAAGCGCGCCAUACUGCACUACCUCGUGCAAACGCUAAUCGUACUGCUCAAACCGAAACUGAUAGACGUGGAGUGCAGCAGCUCGCUGUUGGGCAAUCUGUUGGUACUGUCUCAACUUAACUGGCCGCACGAAUCGGCGACGGUAGAAUUCAUUUUCGAAAUCAUCAAAACUCGCCGGCUCUUUGCGUACCUACACUUUACGAGCUACGUUAUCCAGGCGGAAAUCAUCGAAGAGUUUAUGCACCUGUGGACACACUCGCCGGACGUGAAGCUGGAGCUCGCCAUGCCUCAGCAAAGCCUGGCCACCGGUGCACGCCGCAUCGGAACGCGUGGAGCGGAUAAAGGUGUCAAGGAGGACUUUAAGCAGAUCAUUCGCCAGCAAGUCGCACGCAGCAAUGAUGAUAUCGACGAACUGUUGUUACAAUUUCUACAGCAGCACCAGGUAACGCUUGUGCAGAACGUGUUCGAUAAAUGAACUUCCGGUGCAAUAAACUGUCCCUUUGCUCGAAUUAA